Messenger RNA from Linum trigynum, 4936 nucleotides. The record is from the annotation of a GenBank genome assembly. NCBI's taxonomy places the organism in Eukaryota, Viridiplantae, Streptophyta, Magnoliopsida, Malpighiales, Linaceae.
AGAUACUUUUUCGGGCCACCAUUGUACAAUACUAAAAAUCGAACCAUCUAUGUUUAACUAAACAAAUACGCAAAUGGCCACAAAUCGGCCAACGGGCCGGAUACAAAACUAGUCUUCGUAUAUGCAUUUCAAUUGCCGCAUGCAGCUCAUUUGGGGAAGAGAAGAUGCUCUCUCAAUCUAAUUUAGUUUCUAGGUACUCUCCAUUGCCGACCGAUGAUCAAAGUUUUGGUGGUUGUUGUUUCAAUUUCUUUUCCCUUAGAUUUGUUUUCCAAAAUCUAAAUUCAUUCCAGUUAGCUGCUUCCUACUGUAAUUGGCACCAAGUUGGGUUCCUCAAUUAUAUUUCUUUAUUUGAUAUGUUCGUUUCAAUCUUAAUAUCAAUGGUUUCUGUUGUUUGAAUAUUUUUGUUUUGGGUUAUCGUUUUUGAUUCAGAAGGUUAACUAUUUAAUUUGCAUGAGCCUCUUGAAGCAGUUCAUCUACAUUUGGGUGGUGGCUCCAUGAGUGGCCGUUGAAAUCCGAGCAAGGGCGGCUCUCGGAGCAGUGGCGGCGGACGGAAUAGGUGAUGGUGAACGGUAGGACAGGUGUCAGAGGCCCAAUCGACAUGCAAGUUGGUUCUGGAAUGUGUGAAUGGCAACGUUGUAAUUAUAAAAAGAUUGUAGUGGUAUUGGGGGGUAUUUGGACAGGUGUCAGCCUCACAGCCCUUUUCAGCUUCCAAACAUUGUUCAUUUUCCCCAUGGCCUUCCUUUCGGGACCGGUUAUUGUAACAACACCCAUUGUGUUGUUAUUGUAACAACAUUAGUCCCCAACCAAUAGGAAGUUAGGGAUGUGAUGACUUUUUAUUAGUUGAGUUGACCUAGUGUAAAAUCAAAACAGGGGUAUAAUUGUCAUUAUGAAAAAUAUGUUUAAAUAAUAAAAAAAUAUUUUUUUAUUUUCUGCCCAAAAAUUUGGUCGCCGGAAUUCUGCCACCGGUCGCCGAAAAAUGGUCGCCGGUCACCGGGAUAUGCUUUUUGUCGCCGGAAUAUGCUAUUUUGUGGCCAUCGGAGUCGGAAUAUGCUUACCGGCGUCGGAAUCUAGUCAUCGGGCCGGAAUAUGCCUAUCGGCGUCGGAAUCUGAUCACUGACGGUCACCGGAAUUCGGUCAACGGUCAACGACCACCGGAUGUUAUGGUUAGCAUUGUGAGAUUUAUGGUUUGGUUUCUCAUAUUUUUUUAUGCCUUUUAUGGUUUGUUUUAUUGUGUUUGUGGUUUGCAUUGAGAAGUUUCUGGUUUGUUUUCAAAAACUUUGUGGUUUGCAUUGUGAGGUUUCUGGUUUGUUUUAAUAUAUUUGUGGUUUGCAUUAUGACAUUUAUGGUUUGCUUUUUGUGGUUUGAUUUACUGUGUUUGUGGUUUGCAUUAUGAGGUUUCUGGUGUGCUUUCACAAAUGUUGUGGUUUGCAUUGUGGGGUUUCUAGUUUGUUUUAGGAUAUUUGUGGUAUGCAUUAGGAGGUUUCUGGUUUGCAUUAAGAAAUUUCUGGUGUGCUUUCGAAACUUUUGUGGUUUGCUUUGCGAGAUUUCUAGUUUGUUUUAAUAUAUUUGUGUUUUGCUUUGCGAGGUUUCUGGUUUGUUUAAAUAUAUUUGUGGUAUGCAUUAGGACGUUUUGGGUUUGUUUUACCGUGUUUGUGUUUUGCAUUAGAGGGUUUCUGGUAUGCUUUUCAAAAUAUUUAUAGUUUGCUUUGUGAGAUUUCUGGUUUGUUUUAGAGAAUUUGUGGCAUGCAUUGAGAGGUUUCUGGUAUGUUUUUUGUUGUUUGUUUUAUCAUACUUAUUGUCUGCAUUAGAAAGUUUCUGGUGUGCAUUAGAAAUAUUUGUGGUUUGCUUUGUAAGUUUUCUGGUAUGUUUUAGGCGAUUUGUGUUCUGCUUUAGGAUGUUUCUAGUUAGCUUUUUGUGGUUUGUUUUACCGUCUUUAGGGCUUGUAUUAAGAGCUUUUUGUGGUUUGCUUUACCGUGUUUGCAUUAGGGGGUAUCUGGUGUGCUUUUCAAAAUAUUUAUGGUUUGCUUUGUGUUUUCAAUUUUUUUUUCCAAAGCACUUCAACGAAACUAAAAUGAAAUAUAGUUGAAAUAUGUUCAAUUUAUUAAUUCAUAUGACUACUUAGAUUAGAAAUUAUAUAGCUAAGCAUUUCAUCAUAAAAUAAAGCAUAUACAUUGACAAAGCAACUAAUGCUUAAUUGGAAUGGCCGCCAUUAUAAAAAAAAAGUGUGGUUGCUUACUGCCAGCUGGGUUUUCGAAUCAAGCUCUUGUUAGCGCUGAGUUGGAAGCUGCCAAACCCAACAAAAGCAAAUAUACCAUAGAAGUUAGAACGAGGGACGACGGCGACGAAAUAUGAAUAUUAAAUGAAUCGGCCGCGGCGGGUUUGGGCGAAGAGGACGGAAGAAACUUGUUUGAACUUUACCAAUUCGGAACAGAGGAUAUUGAGAGACAAGUUUUAUUUAUAUAUAUUAGGGUUUCUCGCUGCAUCCCACUACCACCAGAAAGAAUGAAGAAUCACAAGCUUGAGCGGAAGCAUGACCUCCUGAAGCCGUUCUUGUCGGCGAUUCCGUUCUGCCUGUUCUUGCUGAUGGAUAUCUAGAGGAAGUACGAGACCCGGCGGAGUUGCGACGGCGAAUCCUGCAGCCCGAGCGAGCAGCUCCGCUACCAGAAAUCAAUCAUGAAGAGUCAGAGGAACGCCCAGUUGAUCGCGGCCGCGCUGAUAUUCUAUUGGCUGCUUUACUCCGUCACCAAUCUCGUCGUCAAGAUAGAGCAGCUGAAUCAGCGCGUUGAGAAACUCAGGAAUGGAAUGUGGUCGGCGUCGGUGGUGGGAAUUGUGAUAUUUUAAUUUAAUUAUAUUUUAGUAAGUUUACCCUUAUACCCUUAAUGAAUCCUGUUGUUAGUAUAACAACACUUAAGGUGUUGUUAUACUAUCCGGACCCCUUCCUUUCACCACUAUACGACGAUGGCCGUUUUGGCCAAGGCAAUGCGUCGAGAGCCUAUGAGUUGCACCGUCUUGUCAGUUCACUCCAACAGGAGAAGCAUUAAGUGUCGGAGCAUUUCUACUAUACUAUAUAGUAUUGGUGCUUUAAUGUACAACUUAAAGUUGUACCAUAACAUGAAAUGUAUAAGUUUAGAUUGUACCAUAAAAGAAUUUGUACCAUUAUGUUAUGGUACAACUUUACAACUUGAAGUUGUACCAUCACAUAAAUGUACAAGUUCAAGUUGUACCAUAAAAGAAUUGGUACAAACAAUAUAGGUAUAAUCUAAAAUUGUACCAUAACGUUAAAGGUACAAUUUUUAGUUGUACCAUAAAAGCAAAAACCUAUAGUAUCAAUACUAUAUAGCAUUGUAAAAUUUCUCUUAAGUGUCGACUUUCUUCACAAAAUUGCGAGCCCUGUGGGAGAGUCGACGACCAUUAUUCCAACUCCUAGCCGCAUGUGCGGUUUAUGUACAUGUAAUUUUUCUCUUCGGAUGUGCGAAUAGCAAGACCAUGGGAUUUUUCCAAUAAUAGCACAUUUAAAAAAAAAUUACAAAAAUAGCACCCAUCCCAUAAAAAUUACAAAAAUAACACCAUUUUUAUGAAACCGCACCUCCAAUGUGCGUUUUAUAAAUAAACCGCACCUUGGAGAUGCGGUCCGUGCCACGUCAGUCAGGGAACCGCACUAGGAAGCUGCGGUUUGUGUUUCCUCCGGAGCGGCCUCCAAGACCGUUGGAUAAGGCAGAUCCAACGGCGGACCGCACGCCAAGUCAGCGAUCCGUGCCAAGGAUCGCAUACUUCACCUUCCCCCUGCGUUCUGCGCCUCGAGAAAUGGAAACUGCACCCCCCAGUUGAGGUUUCAACGAAUGCAAAAUAACCAGAUCGCCUCUGGAGGGUGCGGUCUGAAGUGUAUAAAUACCCCCCCUCCCUCAUUUUUUUACACCACAACCCAUUCUUCACUCUCUCUCUAACUUCUCUCUCUAUCCCCUCCCCUCCCAAAAGUCUAGGAAAUGGUGGUCUGUUGGUUGCGGCUAAGUCCGAUCUGCCAUCAGAAAACAUUUCUUCGGUUUUUCCUUCAAAACCCGCCGAAUCUCUGUCCGACUUUCGCGAAAAAAUGGAGGAGUGGUUCCAAGGAGAGGGAGUUUAUUAUGAUGAAUUUCAAGCGGUUCGUACUCAUUAUUCUGGUCAAUUUUUAUUGUUGUUAUAAGAUUUUUAAUUAUUAUAUGUACUAACCUUGUUGUUAUUCUCUCGUAGGUUGCGGACGACAUUGAUAUAUACAACCAACUGUAUUAUUUGGAUCAAAGACCUAUUGAUCCAACCGACUUGUACGACCAAUCCAACCAUCUUCAAGGGAUGUUUGGAACGAUCACGAGGUACAUACAAUUCUUCAUCAUUUGUCUUUCUUUUAUUUUGCUAAUGUACUUAGUGGAAUAUAAAAUAAAUUUGAAAUAAUUUAAUCGUAUUGGUUGUUUUCAAUAAUUUAAUCGAAUACAUAGCGCCACUUACUUCGACUCUUUAUAAAGAGAUGCACGUCUAAGGAAAUGGAGUUUUAAGCGAUUAUCAUGAUCCUCCCAUUUCCAGGGAAAAUCGGGUAUUAAGAGAUCCUCGGAUCCCCCCUUUUUCUGUCAAAAAAGUUGUGUUUCUAAGAAGAUGUAUACCUCUUCUAAGAGUCUAACGAGUGUUGCAUUGUAUUCGAUUAAAUUAUUUAAAACAACCAAUACAAUUAAAUUAUUUACCAAACAACCAAUACGAUUUAUGUUUAUGUGUACAAAAUGAAUUUUAUUAAUUUAAAAUAUUUGAAUAUGUAUGUAUCUCUUUAAAUUAUUAUUCAUUUAGAAUGUUAUUUAUUUCAAUUAAUUCAGUAUGUUUGUUUUAUGAUAAUAUGUAUAUAUCUUGAAAAAACCCAUCAAUUAUUUAAAUUUGAUUGUUAAUAAUAUAAUUAUAAUAAAGUUAUGGUCGAAAU